CAAAUGGAGUAGUAAUUUAGUCAAACAAAGUCAAAGAAACAGUACUAGUACAAUAUUUUUUUACACCAAAAGAAACAGUACAAAUUAACAACAAAAAAACAAAAGAAAAGAAAAACGCGUUUUGUUUGGGAAACAACAGAGUUUGCGUUGAGUCGUGUUUGUCUCUUCUUUCUCUGUACUUUCUUUCUUUCCUCUUGGCAAAUUCCAAUUAGGGUUUUCAGAAGAAAAAAAACCCUUUUUUCUCUCUCACUUCAAUUCAAGUGUGAAGAAUUAGGGUUUUCUUCAAUUGAUUCUUCUUUCUUCUUCUUCUAUGAGAGAUGUUUUCUUCUAUCAAAUUUAUUUCCUUUACUCAAUUCAACUUCAUCAUCUUUUUCUUCUCCAUUUUUCUCUUCUUAGCUUCUCAAUACGACGCCGUUUCACUCUAUUCCGAUAAAUUAACACUUCUCCGUCUCAAAAACUCACUCUCCGACCCCACCGGAGUUCUCUCUUCAUGGAGCCCUUCCUCCGGCCACUGUUCCUGGUAUGGUGUUCACUGUGAUUCAAGCUCCCGUGUCGUUGCUCUCAACAUCACCGGUGCCGGAGAUGGUAACCGGAGUUCACACCCAUGUUCUGAUUUUGGUAUGUUUCCGCUUUAUGGAUUUGGAAUUAGGAGAAGCUGUUUGGGUUUUAAGGGUUCUUUGUUUGGAAAGUUUCCAUCUUUGAUCAGUGAGUUAACUGAGCUUAGGGUUUUGUCUUUACCUUUCAAUGGGUUGGUGGGUUCAAUUCCUCAAGAGAUUUGGAGUAUGGAGAAACUUGAAGUUCUUGAUUUAGAAGGUAAUUUCAUUAGUGGUUAUUUGCCUUUUCAUUUUCAAGGUUUGAGAAAAUUAAGGGUUUUGAAUUUGGGGUUUAAUAAGAUUGUUGGAGUUGUACCUAGUGUUUUAUCUUCUCUUGAGAAUUUAGAGGUUUUGAAUUUAGCUUCAAAUGAUUUGAAUGGUUCUGUUCCUGGUUUUGUUGGGAAGUUUAGAGGGGUGUAUUUGUCUUUUAAUCAAUUUAGUGGAGUUAUUCCUGAGGAGAUUGGUGAGAAUUGUGGGAAGCUUGAGCAUUUGGAUUUGUCUGGUAACUCUUUGGUUGAAGAGAUUCCGAAGAGUUUGGGGAAUUGUAUUGGGUUGAGGACACUUUUGUUGUAUUCAAAUUUGUUGGAAGAGGGUAUUCCUGCUGAAUUUGGGAACCUUAAGAGUCUUGAGGUGUUGGAUGUUUCGAGGAAUACACUUAGUGGUUCUAUUCCUCACGAGCUUGGAAAUUGUAAAGAGCUUUCUGUUGUUGUGCUUUCUAACCUUUUCGAUCCGGUUGGGGAUGUUGGGUUUGUUACUUUGAAUGAUGAGUUGAAUUAUUUUGAAGGUUCAAUGCCCGAGGAAGUUGUUUCCCUUCCUAAGCUUACGAUUUUGUGGGCUCCCAUGGUGAAUUUGGAAGGAAGUUUUCCUAGGAGUUGGGGUGCUUGUGGUAAUUUGGAGAUGGUUAAUUUGGCUCAGAAUUUCUUCACCGGAGAGUUUCCAAACCAGCUUGGUUUCUGCAAGAAGCUGCAUUUUCUUGAUCUAAGCUCAAACAAUCUUACUGGGCAGCUUUCUGAGGAACUUCAUGUUCCAUGUAUGACUGUGUUUGAUGUUAGUGUGAACAAGUUAUCUGGUUCAGUUCCAGAUUUCUCCAACAAUGGUUGUUCUCCCUUUCCUUUAUGGAAUGGGAACCAGUUUAACACCGAUGAUGUUAUGACUCCUUAUGCAUCAUAUUUCUCAUCAAAAGUUCGUGAGAGAACACUUUUCACAUCAUUAGGGGGAGUUGGCCUUUCAGUCUUUCACAGCUUUGAGCAAAACAACUUCACUGGCAUUCAGUCACUGCCAAUAGCACGUGAGAGGAUGGAGGAAAAGAGUGGUUACACACUUCUUGUCGGAGAGAACAAGCUCACGGGACCGUUUCCUACAUAUUUGUUUCAGAAAUGUGAUGGAUUAGAUGCAUUGCUUUUGAAUGUGAGUUAUAAUAUGCUAUCUGGUGAGAUUCCUUCAAAUAUUAGUAGAAUCUGCAGAUCACUGAAAUUUUUGGAUGCAUCUGGAAAUCAAAUUUCAGGACCAAUUCCCUCUACUUUAGGGGAUUCGGUUUCUCUUGUUUCCCUGAAUCUCAGUAGCAACCGGUUACAAGGUCAGAUUCCCACCCGCCUCGGACAGAUGAAUCAUCUGAAGUUUCUUUCUUUGGCCGAUAAUCACUUGAGCGGUUCAAUUCCUACCGGCCUAGGAAAUUUGUACUCUUUACAAGUCUUGGACCUUUCUGCAAACUCUCUUACUGGUGAGAUUCCAAAUUUUAUUGAGAACAUGAGAAAUCUGACUGAUGUUUUGCUAAAUAACAACAACCUUUCUGGACACAUUCCUGCUGGUUUGGCAAAUGUCACGACACUCUCUGUAUUCAACGUGUCUUUCAAUAACUUAUCUGGAUACUUGCCGUCAAAUAGUAGCCUGAUCAAAUGCAGCAGUGCUGUUGGUAAUCCAUUUCUAAGUUCCUGCCGCGGAGUUUAUUUAACUGUGCCAUCGGCAAAUCAACAAGGGCAGUUUGAUGACAAUUCUUCUGAAACUGCACCAGCUACUGGAAAAACUGAUAACGGUUUCAGCGCUAUUGAAAUAGCAUCUAUAACUUCUGCUACUGCCAUUGUUUCAGUUCUUAUAGCUCUCAUUGUUCUGUUCUUCUUCACGCGAAGGUGGAAACCGAAAUCCAGGGUUGGUGGUUCUGCCAAAAGAGAAGUUACCGUGUUUACUGAUAUCGGCAUUCCAUUGACAUUUGAAAAUGUUGUCCAAGCCACAGGAAAUUUCAAUGCAAGCAACUGUAUUGGGAGUGGAGGAUUCGGCGCAACUUAUAAGGCAGAGAUAUCACAGGGAAUCUUGGUUGCAGUGAAACGUCUUUCAGUUGGACGUUUCCAAGGUGUUCAACAAUUCCAUGCAGAGAUUAAGACACUUGGAAGGCUUCAUCAUCCAAAUCUUGUAACUUUGAUUGGCUACCAUGCUAGUGAGACAGAGAUGUUUCUCAUAUACAAUUAUCUUCCAAGUGGUAAUCUUGAAAAGUUCAUCCAAGAGAGAUCCACAAGGGCUAUGGAUUGGAAAAUUCUUCACAAGAUUGCAUUAGACAUAGCGCGCGCACUUUCCUAUCUGCACGAUCAAUGUGUACCGCGUGUUCUUCAUCGUGAUGUCAAACCUAGCAAUAUCUUGUUGGACGACGAUUUCAACGCUUAUCUAUCCGACUUUGGACUGGCGAGACUUCUCGGAACUUCAGAGACACACGCCACAACUGGUGUGGCGGGAACGUUUGGGUACGUUGCUCCUGAAUAUGCCAUGACGUGUCGUGUUUCUGAUAAAGCUGAUGUGUAUAGCUAUGGUGUGGUGCUUCUUGAGUUGCUAUCAGAUAAAAAAUUAUUGGACCCUUCAUUUUCUUCUUAUGGAAAUGGUUUCAAUAUAGUAGCAUGGGGAUGCAUGCUAUUGAGGGAAGGAAGAGCAAAGGAGUUUUUCGCUGCAGGUUUAUGGGACGCCGGACCAGAAAAUGAUUUGGUAGAGGUUCUUCACUUAGCAGUUGUUUGUACUGUUGACUCACUAUCAACAAGACCUACAAUGAAACAGGUUGUGAAAAGGCUUAAGCAACUUCAACCUCCAUCAUGCUAACUCCUUGUGCGGCUGUGCACUUUUGAAAUCAUUAUUAAUUGGAGCGAUAUUGUCUUCCACUUUUAAUUUGUAACUGUGUAAUUUGUGAUUUAUUAGAUUGGGUCCUUUUUUAUGGACUUGUAUUAGGUAGAGUUCCCCAAUUUGUACUUAAUCAUCCCCUUGUAAAUUUUAAUAUAGUUGUAACCCCAAUUUUCCAUGCAAUUUUCUUGAUUAGUUUAGGGGGCUUGGUGAUGAUUCUGCAGAAGAAUGUAUAUGUUUGAUUUCCACGCCAUAGGCACCUUUUUCAUCUCUUUUUUGUUCAAUAAAAUUAUAGAAUAGAAUCAGUUUUU
Messenger RNA from Trifolium pratense (red clover), 4000 nucleotides. Its product is annotated as LRR receptor-like serine/threonine-protein kinase RPK2. Gene Ontology annotation, molecular function: protein binding; protein kinase activity; ATP binding. Gene Ontology annotation, biological process: protein phosphorylation. Lineage: Eukaryota; Viridiplantae; Streptophyta; Magnoliopsida; Fabales; Fabaceae. The record is from RefSeq and is a predicted model, not a curated record. The transcript has a single exon. The coding region runs from base 318 to 3671 and encodes 1117 amino acids.